AUGCUGGGGUGGAUCACUGGGCAGGAAGACCAGGUCGCAGACAACUCAAGGGCCGGAGAGCCACCCGAGACGCCCGCUCCCGUGUUUGCGAUCCGCGCUUUCAAGAGCGCCUUGUUUGGUACCCCAGGUGCCGAUGACGACGAGUCCACCCACCGUACUACUACUGCUGCUACUACUUCUGCUGCUGUGAAGACGACGAAUCCAUCGACCAAUCAGCUGCUGAAUGAUCACAUCAAGUUGAAACCAUCCAGUGGAAACACAGGGGAUGCUUUCAAGGCUUCCAAAGCCGACUUGGAUCUGGCUGUGAACGCGAUGGCAUCGCCUACAAAAAGUAUCCUCGUAACACCCGGAACCGCAUCCAACCGUCGCAAAACCGUGUCGUUCGGCGACGGCGUCGUCGAUAACGAGCGCAAGCGGGAAGACCCGUUCACGAAACCUAACAAAACCCCCACCUCCUCAUCCAACAACUUCUCCAGCCAGUGGUCGGCCAACUCUUCGGACGGAAAGUUCAAACCUCGCAGUAAACUGACGCAAGCCUUGAUGGAUUCGCGAGAAAAGUCAAAGGGCACGGGGCUCUUUUCGUCACAGGACCUCGAGCCCAACCCCUCAUCCGAGGGGUCCAGGCCAUCGCCAACGGAAGAUGACAACGACGAUACCAUCAACCUGAACGAGCCACGGUCGCAGUCGGGGAAAUACUGGAAAGCCGAAUUUGAUAGUUACCGGACGAAAACGACGUGGGAAAUCAAAAAGCUUAUCCAGUACCGCUCCGCCGCCAAAACAUAUGCCAAGAAGAAGGAUGAAGAAGCGUCGCGACUCGCCGAUAAGUUGAGGGAGGAGGAGAUCAAGGUCUCUGAGAUGGAGCGCCAUGUUACCCAUCUAGCCUCCACCAUGGUUGGAGAGAGCGCCAAUGCCGAUAAGGAGAAACUGGUGCAGGACCUCACCAAGCAGACCGCGUUGGCUCUGCAAUACAAGCACCGCGUCAACUCACUACGCAAACUGCUGGAACGGCACGGCGUUGUAGGGAACGAAGUCGAUGAUAUCGCUGAGCAAUCUGAAUCCGAAAGUUCUUCAGAGAAGGCUACGGAAGAGCUCCGCAAGACCCAGCAGGCUCUGGACGAAGCGAAGACCAAGAUCGACGACAUGAAGCUUCAGCAGUCCGACUUUACCAAACUGCAAGACCUCGCGCGCAGCUCUGAACAGAAAGCCUGCGAGCUACAGAAGGAGAACGCGUCUCUCAAACAGACCCUAGCCCGGGUGAAGCAGGAGAUGAGCAAAUACGAAGGACGCCGGAAGGAGAAGGAAGCUAAGCUGAAGCAACGCGAGGCCAAACUGGAAACGCGCAUCCAGGAGUACCGCGAACGGUUGAAGACCGCAUCUCAGCAACAUCGCGAUCACGAGGAGGACCUGAAAGAGUCCUUCAACGAGGAACGCCGUCGCAUGCAGGAGCAGAUCGACCAGCUCAAGAUUAAACUCACCGCGAUCGAGAGCCUCCCACACACCCAGGUUCGAGCGCGCCAUACCGAGAGCCCUCGCAAGAACUACACCGGUGUGCAUGUCUUCGAUUUCGGGCAGAACAGUCCCCAAAAAGACGCCGAAGACGACAACACCGCGGACAUCGAUGAGCCACCCAGUCCCAGCCCGCGUGCCAAAGAACGCCGCUCCUACCCAUCCCGAUACACCACCACCGCCGGCGACCUGGACCUCAAACGAGCCAUGAAAGCCAUGGGCAUCACCGACGAAGACCAACUCGCCUACCUCGGCGAAUCUCUCAAACCUCCCAAAGCCCGCUACCAAAACGAGCAUCACGAUGACGAAGAACCGGCCACCAUCCCGCCCUCCUCUCCACCCGACUACCCCCAUCAUCACCACCACCCUCCACCCUCCACCCGCCCGCGUCCCAAACAGAAAUCCACCAACACCAACACCUACCGCAGUCUCUACGCCCCAACCAACACAACCAUGACCUCCCUCGCCCACCAUCUCGCCAACAACCUCGACGACAGCCACCACGGCCGUCCCCGCGCGCGCCGCUCCCCCUCCAAAUAUAGCCUCGACGCAGUCACGGCCCUCCCGGACUCACACGUCCUCGACCGCGCCAAGCGCCGUCAAAGCCUCGCGGCCGUCGUACCCCGAGACUCCAUCCCGAUGGACCGCAAACUGCAGGCCCAAGCACGUCUCAAGCAACGAAAAGAAGAAACCCGAAAGGGAAAAGAGAAUAUGCGCACUUAUACGAACCAAGCCUUAUCGGUUCUUGAACCUAUUUCUUAA
Molecule: messenger RNA, 2268 nt
Organism: Aspergillus tubingensis
Lineage: Eukaryota; Fungi; Ascomycota; Eurotiomycetes; Eurotiales; Aspergillaceae
Exons: 2
Coding region: 1-2268 (755 amino acids)
Source: RefSeq, a predicted model, not a curated record